AUGAUAUCGAAAUUCUCAGCUGCGCUUCAAAUCUCGGUGGAGCUAGGGGUGAGACAAGGACUAGUUAAAGGAAUUGCACUUGGGAGCCAUGGUAUUACUUAUGCCAAUUGGGGUUUUAUGACUUGGUACGGAAGUCGGAUGGUUAUGGACCAUGGUGCUAAAGGUGGUACCAUCUUUGCAGUCAUCGUAUGCAUCACCUUGGGUGGAAUAUCACUUGGUGGAGGUUUGUUAAAUCUUAAAUAUUUCUCAGAAGCUGUUGUAGCAGGGGAAAGGAUUAUCAAAGUGAUUGAAAGAGUUCCCGAUAUUGAUUCAGAAAACACAGAAGGUCAGACUUUAGAGAAUAUUAUAGGAGAGGUGCAAUUUAACCAUGUGAAAUUUAUGUACCCGUCUAGACCAGAUACCCCAAUCUUUGAAGAUUUGUGUCUAACAAUUCCAUCUGGUAAAACUGUGGCUCUGGUGGGUGGAAGCGGAUCAGGAAAAUCUACUGUGAUAUCGCUUUUGCAAAGGUUCUAUGACCCAAUCGCUGGAGAGAUUCUUUUAGAUGGUGUUUCCAUACGUGAGCUGCAAGUUAAGUGGUUGAGGUCGCAAAUGGGUCUAGUUAGCCAAGAGCCAGCGCUAUUCGCCACAUCGAUCGAAGAAAACAUAUUAUUUGGUAAAGAGGAUGCAUCCAUGGAUGAAGUUGUGGAAGCUGCAAAAUCCUCAAAUGCUCAUGAUUUCAUUUCUCAGUUCCCUCAUGGUUACAAAACUCAGGUUGGAGAGAGAGGAGUGCAAAUGUCAGGAGGUCAGAAGCAGAGGAUUGCGAUUGCACGAGCGAUAAUCAAAUCACCAAAAAUUCUUCUUCUAGACGAAGCAACAAGCGCGUUGGACUCAGAAUCCGAAAGAGUUGUCCAAGAAGCCUUAGACAAUGCCACUCUUGGCCGCACAACUAUUGUUAUUGCUCACCGCCUCUCUACCAUCCGCAAUGCUGAUAUGAUUUAUGCAGUUCAUAAUGGUCUCAUUGUAGAAACUGGAACACACGAAGAGCUCAUGGAGAACAAAGAUGGUCAAUAUUCUUCUCUAGUCCGUUUACAACAUAUGGAGAAUGAAGAAUCAAAUGUUAACAAAACUGAAUCAAAUGGUAACAUCAGCUCAAGUAUUCCAGAGGGUCAAUCCUUAAGUUUGAGUAAAGAGUUGAGGUCUAGUUCAAUCCUCCCUGUUCAAAGUGGGGAUGACUUCGUAAAGACUUUAAGAGAUAAGAAGCUUAUGCCAUCGUUUAAGAGAUUGUUGGCGAUGAAUAGACCAGAGUGGAAACAUGCACUAUAUGGUUGCUUAAGUGCAGCCUUAUAUGGGGCCAUAUCGCCAAUUUAUUCAUAUGCUUCGGGAUCAAUGGUGUCAGUGUAUUUCCUAACGAAUCAUGGCGAGAUGAAGGAUAAAACAAGGUUCUACGUGUUGUUACUUGUUGGUCUAGCUAUCUUCUCUUUCUUUAUCAAUAUCAUUCAACAUUACAGUUUUGCUUACAUGGGGGAAUACCUAACAAAACGUAUCAGAGAAGAGAUGCUCAAAAAGAUUUUAACCUUUGAAGUCAACUGGUUCGAUGAAGAUGAGAACUCGAGUGGUGAAAUUUGCUCUAGACUUGCAAAAGAAGCUAACUUGGUGAGAUCGUUGGUUGGUGAACGGAUGUCAUUAGUGGUACAAACUAUAUCAACAGUGAUCAUAGCUUGCACACUUGGUUUUGUCAUCGCAUGGCGAUUAGCCAUAGUGAUGAUUGCGGUGCAGCCAGUGAUUAUUAUGUGCUUCUACACUCAACGUGUUCUGCUUAAGACCAUGUCGAAAAAGGCUAUUAAAGCCCAAGAUGAGAGCAGCAAACUAGCCGCAGAAGCUGUCUCCAACAUCCGAACCAUCACAGCUUUCUCGUCGCAGGAACGAAUC
Messenger RNA from Microthlaspi erraticum, 1908 nucleotides. The record is from the annotation of a GenBank genome assembly. Lineage: Eukaryota; Viridiplantae; Streptophyta; Magnoliopsida; Brassicales; Brassicaceae.